This is a messenger RNA of Linum tenue, 429 nucleotides long. The record is from the annotation of a GenBank genome assembly. NCBI's taxonomy places the organism in Eukaryota, Viridiplantae, Streptophyta, Magnoliopsida, Malpighiales, Linaceae.
AUGGUCCGCAGCUCGGAGGCCAUGGCGGGAUGCAAAGGUACUGAUAGCUGCAGGUGCUUCUUCGAUGUGACGGAACAGCGGUUCCUCCACAUCGAGGUCGAGAUGCCGGAAGGUUUCAUAAACAGCAGGAGAACGCCCACUUGCUGCCGCGGUUCGAGCUUCGGCUGGCUGUUCAUGUUGCAGAGGGGCCCAUUGUUGCUGCUGCUGAACCCUCUCACAGCUUUGAUAAAAGGGAGAAAACGGGGUGAAAAGGAACCAUGGAGGAGAAAGAAAGAGCUACUGGGGAAAAAGAAAAGUCACCGCCGGCAAGAACUGGCAGUGUCGCCGGCGCCUGGCGUGACAGAAAGGUCGGAUUUCGGCUAUGAAUUGAGGAAAUUGUGUUUGAUGAGUUAUGAAUUCGGAAAUUGGAUUGUGGUGGACAAAGUCUGA